Molecule: messenger RNA, 10712 nt
Organism: Sceloporus undulatus (fence lizard)
Lineage: Eukaryota; Metazoa; Chordata; Lepidosauria; Squamata; Phrynosomatidae
Gene: LAMA2
Product: laminin subunit alpha 2
Biological process (GO): cell adhesion; regulation of cell adhesion; regulation of embryonic development
Cellular component (GO): basement membrane
Molecular function (GO): signaling receptor binding; extracellular matrix structural constituent
Source: RefSeq, a predicted model, not a curated record
GAGGGAGAGGGUUGGGCCGCUAUGGCAGGGACCACUUUGCCGCCUCUCUUGGUCCUCCUCCUCCUCGCCGCCUUGGUGAGCCGGUGCGCCUCGCAACUCUCUCACCGUCGUCAUCGUCAUCAUCAUCAUCAUCACCAGCAGCAGCAGCAGCAUCAGGCAGCGCCUCAGCAACGAGGUUUGUUUCCAGCAGUGCUGAACUUGGCUUCUAAUGCCCUCAUCACAACAAAUGCUACCUGUGGUACAAAAGGUCCAGAAAUGUACUGCAAGUUAGUGGAACACGUACCUGGCCAACCAAUAAGAAACACUCAAUGUCGGAUCUGUGACCAGAACAGCAGGUUUCCAAACUUGAGGCACCCGAUAACAAAUGCAAUUGAUGGCAAGAAUACUUGGUGGCAAAGUCCAAGCAUUCAGAAUGGGAUGGAAUAUCACUAUGUGACCAUCACACUGGACCUGCGGCAGAUCUUCCAGAUUGCUUACGUUAUUGUAAAAGCAGCCAAUGCACCACGACCUGGAAACUGGAUUCUGGAACGUUCACUAGAUGGUGUCAACUACCAGCCCUGGCAGUAUCAUGCUAUCACAGACACUGAAUGUCUGACUCGUUACAAUAUUCCUCCCCGCACUGGUCCUCCAUCAUAUUCAAAGGAUGAUGAAGUUAUAUGCACUUCAUAUUACUCCAAGAUUCAUCCAUUGGAGAAUGGAGAGAUUCACACAUCUUUGAUCAAUGGACGGCCAAGUGCAGAUGACCCUUCACCAGCCCUUCUAGAGUUCACUUCAGCUCGCUACAUCCGUCUGAGAUUUCAGAGGAUACGAACACUGAACGCUGAUUUAAUGAUGCUUAUGCACAAGGAUCCCAAUGAAAUUGAUCCAAUCGUUACAAGGAGGUAUUACUAUUCUGUAAAAGAUAUCUCAGUGGGAGGAAUGUGCAUCUGCUAUGGCCAUGCAAAGGCCUGUCCAUUGAAUCCAGCUACAAAUCGAUCUUCUUGUGAAUGUGAGCAUAAUACAUGUGGAGAAAGCUGUGAUCGGUGCUGCCCUGGAUUUAAUCAGAAGCCUUGGCAAGCUGGGACCUUCCUUGUUAAGCAUGAGUGUGAAGCUUGCAAUUGUCAUGGGAAAGCUGAAGAGUGUUACUAUAAUCAGACUGUGGCAGACAAAAGGCAGAGUCUGAAUAUCCAUGGGGAAUAUGAUGGGGGUGGAGUAUGCAUUAACUGCACACAGAACACCGCAGGAAUCAACUGUGAAACCUGCAUUGAUGGGUACUUCAGACCGAAAGGGGUGUUACCAGGUGAUCGCAACCCAUGCAGGGCAUGCAAUUGUCGUUCCAUUGGCUGUUUAGAUGGUACUUGUGUCAAAGAUGAAAAAGAUGCUUCAGGAGACCUGCUCCCUGGAUUUUGUCACUGUAAACCUGGCUUUGGAGGAGAGAGGUGUGAUCGAUGUGCAUUGGGUUACAAAGGCUUUCCUCACUGUGCACCCUGCAACUGCUCUCUCAAAGGCAGCUUAAACGAUGACCCGUGCCAAGGGCCCUGCAGGUGCAAGGACCAUGUUGAAGGAGAGAACUGCAGUCGUUGCAAACAAGGCUUCUUUAACCUGCAACAAGACAACCCCAAGGGCUGUGAGGAAUGCUUCUGCUCAGGAAUAAUAAAUGACUGUGUGAGCUCCCACUGGACCUACAGCAGUAUUGGGGAAAUGAAUGGCUGGUACCUGACAGAUAUAUCUGCUCGUGCUAGAGUUACUCCUCAGCAGGACAGCUUUGAUGGACCUCAACAGCUUAGCAUCAGCAACAUUGCUGCAAGGACUUUUCUACCCCAGGUUUAUUACUGGAGUGCACCCAGUCCUUAUUUGGGAAACAAAAUAACAGCUGCUGGAGGACAUCUGAAAUUUACAAUUUCAUAUGACCUCACUGGGGAAGAAGAUGCUGCUGAAGUGAUGCUUCAAUCUGAUGUCAUCAUAGAGGGAAGUGGCUUGAGAAUCAGCACAUCACAGGAGGGUAUUAAUUUGAACCCAUUUGAAGAGCACACUGAAGAGGUGGUGUUGAAACACAACUUAUUCAUUCUGCAUGACACUAACUCUCCGAUUAGCAAAAGGGAAUUCAUGACUGUGUUGGCAAAUAUAAAAAGGCUUCUUAUAAGAGCCACAUACAGCUAUGGGAUGAAUGCCAUCUACAGGUUGGGUGGUGUCAGUUUGGAAGCUGCGAAUCACUUAUCCACAGGACACAAAGAUGCAACUGCUGUUGAAAUUUGCCAGUGUCCUCCAGGAUAUUCUGGUACCUCCUGUGAAUCUUGUCAGUCAAGAUAUAGACGAGUUAAUGGCACCAUCAUUGGUGGAAUCUGUAGGCCAUGCACAUGCUUUGGUCAUGCGGAGUCCUGUGAUGAUAUCACUGGAGAAUGCCUGGACUGCAAGCACAACACAGGUGGACUAUAUUGUGAUAAAUGUCUUCCUGGUUUCUAUGGAGAUGCUACUAAAGGGAAGCCUGAUGACUGCCAGCUGUGUGCUUGCCCACUGAGUAUACCUUCAAACAAUUUUAGCCCGACUUGUCAUUUGGGCCGAAGUCAUGGACUAAUAUGUGAUGAGUGCCCCCCUGGCUAUGUCGGCUCACGCUGUGAGAGGUGUGAAGAAGGCUAUUUUGGACAACCUUUAAUACCAGGGGGAUCGUGCCAGCGUUGCCAGUGUAAUGACAAUCUUGACUUCUCUAUUCCUGGCAGCUGUGACAGCUUGUCUGGAGCUUGUCUGAUAUGUAAGCCAGGUACAACAGGCCAGUACUGUGAAAAGUGUGCUGAUGGGUAUUUUGGAGAUGCUCUUGAUGUGAAGAACUGUCAACCUUGCCAUUGCAAUGUCAAUGGCUCAUUUUCAGUGACCUGUAACUCUAAGACAGGACAAUGUGACUGCAAACCUAAUGUUGUGGGGCGCCAAUGUGAUAAAUGUAAGCCUGGAACCUUUGGUGUACAGUCAUCCAGAGGCUGUGUUCCCUGCAACUGUAAUUCAUUUGGAUCGAAAUCUUUUGAUUGUGAUGAGACUGGACAGUGCCAUUGUCAACCAGGUGUUGGAGGAAAGAAGUGUGACCACUGUGCUCAUGGAUUUUAUGGCUUUGAAGAAGGAGGAUGCACCCCUGGCCGUGCAUCUAUCCCUCCCAACACUGUAGGACAACGAUGUGACAAAUGUGCACCGAAUCACUGGGGCCGAAUUACCAGUGGGUGCAAGGCUUGUGACUGCAGUGUAGCUGGAUCCCUCAGUUUCCAGUGUAACCCUGAUACUGGUUGUUGUUUCUGUCGGCCACAAUUUUCUGGAGAUAAAUGUACUGAAUGCAGGCUGGGAUAUAGAAACUAUCCACAGUGCAUUGCCUGUGAAUGCAUGGUAGCAGGGACCGAGCCACAUUCUUGUGAUUCAGAGAUGGAAAAAUGUUCAUGUUCAGAUCAUUCAGGACAAUGCACUUGCAAGAUGAAUGUGGAAGGUAUCUACUGUGACAGGUGCAAACCUGGCAGGUUUGGACUCUCUGCCAGGAAUCCACUUGGCUGCAGCAGCUGCUACUGCUUUGGCCUGACAUCGCAGUGCAGUGAGGCAAAGGGCCUGGUCCGUAUGUGGUUGACUCUUAAGCCAGACCAAGUCAUCCUUCCUCUGGUUGAUGAAAGUGUCCAGCACCGAACUGUCCAUGGAAUUAUAUACCAGUAUCCAGAGACAAUUGCAAAUAUUGACUUGGUGAAGCAAGAGUUACGCUCAGAACCAUUUUAUUGGAGACUUCCAGAACAGUUUGAAGGACGGAAGUUGACAGCUUAUGGAGGAAAGCUGAAAUAUGCUAUCUUCUUUGAAGCACGAGAAGAGACUGGCUUUGCAACCUAUAACCCCCAGGUCAUCAUCCAGGGUGGGCCUCCCACACAAACGCGAAUUAUUGUCAAGCAUGUAGCUGCUCCUCUGAAUGGUCAAUUGACAAGGCAUGAGAUAGAAAUGACAGAGCAUGAGUGGAAAUACCACGGGGAUGGCCCAAGGGUCAGUAGAACUGUGACCCAUGAAGACUUCAUGGAUGUCCUGUACAACAUUCAUUACAUACUUAUUAAGGCUACUCAUGGCAGCUUCAUGAGACAAACCAGAAUUUCUGAGAUCUCUAUGGAAGUUGCACAAGAGGGAAGUGUAUCAGGAAGAACUCCUCGCGCCCAGCUGAUUGAGAAAUGUGACUGUCCUGUGGGAUACUUAGGCUUGUCAUGUGAGGCAUGCGCUCCUGGUUUUUAUAGACUCCCCUCCACAUCCGCUGGCAGAAGACCAGGUCCAGCUUUAGGUUCCUGUGUACCAUGUCAAUGUCAUGGGCACAGUGAGACAUGUGAUCCUGAAACCUCAAUAUGUCAGAACUGCCAUCACAACACUAGUGGUGACCAUUGUGAAAAGUGUGCCCUUGGGUUCUAUGGGAUUGUUAGAGGAUCUCCAAAUGACUGCCAGCCUUGUGCAUGCCCUCUGGCUGUUUCAAGCAACAAUUUUAGUCCCUCCUGCAUUGUUGAAGGGAUUCAUGAUUAUCGGUGUACUGCUUGCCCACCUGGAUAUGAAGGACAAUACUGUGAAAGAUGUUCUUCUGGAUAUACUGGGAACCCAAGAAUUCCUGGUGGAUCAUGCCAAGAAUGUGAGUGUCAUCCAUAUGGUUCACUCUCUGUUCCUUGUGAUCCUGUCACUGGACAGUGCACAUGCAAACCUGGAUCUACUGGACUGAAGUGUGCAGGAUGUGAACCCCGGCAUGCUCGUGAAGGCAUAGCAUGUGUUUUUUGUGAUGAUGAGUGUACUGGAGUCCUUCUCCGUGACUUAGAUCAACUAAGCCAAAUGGUUCUGAGUAUCAACCUUAGUGGCCCACUUCAUCCACCAUAUAAAAUGCUUUAUUCUUUUGAAAAUACAACCCAGGAAUUAAAGCAUCUACUGUCACCUCAGCAAGCACCAGAGAGACUACUUCGGUUAGCACAGAAGAAUUUGGAUACCCUCGUGACAGAGAUGGAUGAGCUUUUGACAAGAGCGACCAAGGUGACAGCAGAUGGGGAGCAAACCAGUCAGGAUGCUGAGACAACUAAUGAGAGAGCAAAGCUGCUUGGACAGUUCAUCAAGGGCACCCUCCAAGCUGCAGAAGCUGCAAAUGAUACUGCUUUAAAACUCAAUGAGACACUUGGAGUCCCUGAUAAAACCAUUGACAAAAGCCUUAAAGAAAUACAGAGUGAUGUUGACAAAAUGAUGGCAGAGCUCAGGAAGAGAAGACUGGAUACACAAGAAGAGGCUGCCCAAGAUGAAUUAGAAGCAGCAGAAGCCCUGUUGAAGCGAGUGAAUAAGUUGUUUGCAGAUCCAUGGAAGAAAACAGAAGGGCUCAAGAAUGAAGUGAGAGACAAACUAUCAGACUACCAAGAUAAAGUUGAUGAUGCUCUGGACCUACUGAGAGAAGCAACCAAAAAAAUUAGGGAGGCAGAUAGGUUAUCUGCAAUCAACCAAAGAAACAUGACAGCGGUGGAGAAAAAGAAGCAAGCUGUAGAAGAUGGACAGAAGGAAGCUGAAAACACUAUAAAAGAAGGAAAUGAUAUCCUUAAUGAAGCUAAUGACCUUGCAAAUGGAAUCAAUUUAGCUGCGGAGUAUGUAGAAGAUGUUCGGAACAAAAUAAGUCCAAUGUCUAAUGAAUUAAGGCAUAAAAUUGAUGAUCUGUCUCAAGACAUCAAAAACCAAAAGCUUCCUGAAAAAGUCCUACAAGCAGAGUCCCAUGCUGCCCAGCUGAAUGAUUCAUCUAAUAUACUGGAUGGAAUCCUUGAUGAAGCUAAAAACCUCUCCUUCAAUGCCACAGUGGCUUUUAAAGCCUACAGCAAUAUCAAGGACUAUAUUGUUGAAGCUGAUGGGAUUUCCAAAGAUGCUAAAGCUCGUGCCAAUGAAGCAAUACGACUGGCAUCUGGUCCAGAAGGAUCAUUAAAGGAUGGUGCCAAGAAUGCACUACAAAAAAGCUUUAGAGUUCUUAAUGAUGCGAACAGGCAGGCAAAUGAUGUUAAAGAAAAUGGAGAUAAUCUAAAGGGAAUGCAGAAUAGGUUACAAGAUGCAGAGGAAAAAAACUCUGAUCUCCUCAGAGCUUUGAACGAUACCCUGGGAAAACUGUCAGCAAUUCCUAGUGAUACAGCAGCCAAGGUACAAGCAGUCAAAGAUAAAGCUAACCAAGCUAAUGAUACAGCGAAUGAUGUACUGGCUAGAAUCAGAGAUCUCAACAAGAAUCUCCUGGGCUUAAAAGACAACUACCAAAAACUUGCUGAUGAUGCAGCCAAAACAAAUGCUGUAGUGAAAGAUCCCACCAAAAACAGAAUCAUUGCUGAUGCAGAUGACACAGUGAGAAACUUAGAGGAAGAGGCUGAUCGGUUAAUGGAUAAACUAAAACCAAUCAAACAACUUCAAGACAACCUGGGGAAAAACAUUUCUCACAUUAAAGACUUGAUAAACCAAGCCAGGAAGCAAGCCAAUUCUAUUAAAGUAUCUGUGGCUUCUGGAGGCAACUGCAUUCGCACAUACAGACCAGAAAUAAAGAAAGGAAGCUACAACACUGUCAUUCUAAAUGUAAAGACAAAAACUGCUGACAAUCUGCUUUUUUAUCUUGGAAGCAACAAAUUUACUGACUUUCUAGCCAUAGAAAUGCGUAAAGGCAAAGUCGAUUUCUUGUGGGAUGUUGGGUCUGGAGUUGGACGAGUUGAGUAUCCAGAUCUAACCAUUGAUGAUGGAUUUUGGUACCGAAUUGAAGCAUCAAGAACUGGAAGAAAUGGCACAGUUUCUGUACAGGCAUUGGAAGGUCCUAAAGCCACCAUUGUGCCAAGUCUCUUCAGUGCAAUUUCUCCACCUGGUUACACAAUUUUGGAUGUAGAUGCAAAUGCCAUGCUGUUUGUUGGAGGCCUAACAGGGAAAAUAAAGAAAUCUGAGGCUGUAAGAGUCACUACUUUCACUGGCUGUAUGGGAGAGACCUAUUUGGACAGCAAACCAAUAGGCCUGUGGAAUUUCAGAGACAUUGAAGGAGAGUGUAAAGGCUGUGCUGUAAGUCCACAGGUGGCAGAUGGUGAGGGCACAGUUCAGUUUGAUGGAGAAGGUUAUGCCAUGGUGAGCCGCCCAAUAAGAUGGAAUCCAAAUAUCUCCAUGGUUAUGUUCAAGUUCAAGACAUUUUCUUCUACUGCUCUUCUAAUGUACCUUGCUACAAUUGACUUGAAAGAUUUCAUGAGCAUUGAACUCAGUGAUGGGCAUAUUAAAGUCAGCUAUGAUCUGGGUUCAGGAACAGCUUCAGUUGUCAGCAACCAAAACCACAAUGAUGGGAAAUGGAAGUCAUUCACCUUGUCAAGAAUUCUAAAACAAGCUAAUGUAUCAAUUGUAGACAUUGACUCCAAUCAAGAAGAGAUCAUAUCAACAGUUGCAACAGGAAAGCACUUUGGUCUCAAUUUGAAAGCUGAUGAGCCUAUCUAUUUUGGUGGACUGCCAAGUUUAAGAGGAAAUCUCAGUAUGAAAUCAAGACCUGAAGUAAACACAAGGAAGUAUGCUGGUUGCCUCAAAGACAUUGAAAUUUCAAGGACACCAUACAAUCUUCUGAGCAGUCCAGACUAUGUGGGCAUUACCAAAGGUUGUACACUGGAGAAUAUCUACAUAGUCAACUUCCCCAAACCAGGUUUUGUGGAGCUGCCGCCAGUUUCACUUGAUGUAGGAACAGAAAUCCACUUGUCUUUCAGCACUAAAAAUGAAUCUGGUAUCAUUCUCUUCGGCACUAGUGGGCUGCCUGUAUCACCAAGAAGGAAACGCAGGCAAACUGGUCAGGCCUAUUAUGCUGUGUUCCUGAAUGGAGGUCGACUAGAAGUGCAUGUCUCUAAUGGAAUACGGGACCCUCGCAGGAUCACUAUCAAGCCUGAAUUUGGCGAGUUUCACGAUGGCAAAGAACACUCCAUCUGGAUAGAGAGGCUUGCGGGGAUGUUUGCCAUACAGGUAGAUGAAGACAGAAGACAGUCUCAGAGACUCCCAUCAGAUCAACCUAUUUCUAUUAAGAAGCUUUUUGUAGGAGGGACACCACCUGAAUUUCACAUUGCUCCAAUUAGAAACAUACCUGCUUUUGAUGGCUGCAUAUGGAACCUUCUCAUUAAUGCAGCUCCAAUAGAUUUUGCCCAACCAGUAUCCUUUGAAAAUGCAGACAUUGGUCGGUGUCCUGAUUUAGGACCACCACAUGAAAAAGAAGAUGAAGAUGAAGGUUCCCGUGCUACAGUCAUAAUCCAACCUGAACCAGACAUGCAUGAGAAGAAAGCAAGUUCCACUUCCUCUCCUCCUCCACCUUUCCCACCCUUCCCUGAUUUGCUUGCCGCUGAAGUGAAGAGUGCCAGCAUUUCAGUUGACUUUGACGCUGUGAUGGAACAUUGUGCAGCAGAUGUGGAGCCAAUUACCUUGGAAGGAGGCAAGCAGUUUGGUCUAUCAAGGAACAGUCAUAUUGCAGUUGCAUUUGAUGACACCAAAGUAAAGAAUAAACUCACCAUUGAAUUUGAAAUACGGACUAAGGCUGAAAAUGGUUUACUUUUUUAUAUGGCCCGGAUCAAUCAUGCUGAUUUUGCCACUGUUCAGAUAAAGAAUGGCUUUCCAUACUUCAGUUAUGACCUGGGACAUGGAAACACCAGCACAAUGAUUCCCAACGAAAUCAACGAUGGCCACUGGCACAAGAUCAAAAUAUUCCGAAGCAAACAAGAAGGUGUCUUGUUAGUUGAUGGUGCUACAAACAGGACCACUAGCCCAAAGAGAGCUGAUAUUUUGGAUGUUGUGGGGAUGUUGUACAUUGGAGGAUUGCCCAUUAACUAUACAACUAAAAGAAUUGGCCCAGUCGUUUACAGCAUUAAUGGCUGCAUGCGAAAUUUCCAAAUGACUGAGUCUCCUGUUGAUCUAGAUAACCCUACUUCCAGUUAUAACGUGGGAAAGUGCUUUGUCAAUCCACAAGAAGGAACCUACUUUGUAGGAACAGGGUUUGCCAAAGCAGUUGGAGCAUUUAAAGUGGGGGUAGAUCUGUACAUAGAAUUUGAGUUCCGCACAACUCAGCCAAACGGUGUUCUGUUGGGAAUUAGCAGCCAGAAAAUGGAUGGGCUUGGCAUUGAGUUGGUGGAUGAAAAUGUGAUGUUCCAUGUCGAUAAUGGUGCAGGGCGGUUUUCUGCCAUCUAUGAGCCAGCGAUAUCAGGUAGCUUGUGUGAUGGUCAGUGGCACAAGGUUAUUGCACACAAGGUAAAGCACCGUUUAAUGCUGACUGUGGAUAGCCACCAUGUGGAAGGUAUCAGCCCAAAUGCAGCUUCCACUGCAGCAGAUACUAACGAUCCUGUCUUCGUUGGAGGAUAUCCUGAUGGGCUGCACCAGUUUGGCCUGACCACUAACAUCCGUUUCAAAGGAUGUAUUCGAUCGUUGAAGCUCACCAAGGGAACUUCUAAACCACUAGAGAUUAACUUCAGCAAAGCCUUGGAGAUAAAGGGAGUUCAGCCUCUCUCAUGCCCAGCAAAUUGACAUGACAUCAUCCAGCUCUGAUACAGGCAUAACCACUUGAAAAGAAGAGGGGGAAAAGAGUAUCCCACAUUUUAAAGGAAACUGAUAUAUAUGCAGUGCCUUUAUAAUAAAAAAAGUAUUUUGCAAGUAUUUCUGACUUCAGCCUGUGAUAUAUUCAAAAUGGUGCUACUUCAGAGUGUGCUUUUAGAGACAACUAUUAAGAAAGAAAUUGUUUCCCUUGGAGUAAAUGAAACAGCAAAUUACUCCUGUGUGAUCUGUCAGUCCUUGCCCCUCAGUCCUUUCAUGUGAUAUGUCAGUCCUUUCCCCUAAGUUUGAAGUGAAAUUACUUUGCAUAGUUUUGAGGAAUGGAAUUGUAUUAAUGCAGAUCCCUGUUUUCCAAAGUAUAAAGUGAGUCAUGCUCCCAUUGUGUGGAUACUUUUAAGUCUUGACAGGUACUGUGUGUAUAUGCUGUGUACCGACCUUCUAGCCAUACUCAACUGAAGCAGGAACCAACUGGGAUAUUGUCUGUCACUUGGGCUUUACUAUUUCAGGAACCUUUUGGCUGUUGUCUCCAAGUCUGUGGCCACAACAUGAACUGCAAAAAAAAAAAAAAAUCAACUUGUAACUGUAAUGUGGUUUGAUCUCUUAACAGUAAAGUAGUGGAAGUGGAUCAUUGGCUCCUUUGGCUUUCCGUAUGUGCCAUUCAAAAGGGCAAUCCACAUGAGGGACCCAUUUCAGGUAGGCAGGACUAAGAGAUUUUACCUGGAGGCAAGGCAUAAUGGGGUGGUGAGAUUUCCAGAAAGAGUCUUGGACAUACUCAAGAGUAAUUUCCCAAAAAAAGGGGGAGGGGAGUAUAAACUUUUUUUAAAAAACCACUUUGCGUUGGGAAUAACAAGAAAUGCAGGUACAGUAUUUCUCAAGAACCCUCAUGUGGUCUGAUGCCUCUGGCUUUUCAUUAUUUAAUUCCCAACAAUGAGUUGUAUCUACUCUGCCUGAAUGUGGAGCUUGUGUCUCUCUCUGUAAAGGAGACAUGUAAAUUUUCCCUUUGGCAGCUAUUUAGGGGAAAGAGGCUGCACAAGGCACUUCCACAUCUAUGCUGCUUCAGCAGCAUAAUGUAUCAAAUUUCAGUCUGGAGAUACUCAUCCAUCUUUAUCUUUGUAUAUAGAAGCCCAACAUGCUGCAGUUCAAAAAUGUUCACACCAAAUAAACAUGCAUAAAUCCCAUAGUCUGUUAAAGGGGAUGGGGGGGUGGGGGGA